AUGAUUUUCAAGUUAUUUUUGUGCCUGCUCGUUGUAGGGCUGGUGGCUGCUCAAGCCCCAAACCCAACAAUCAGGAUCCCCCAUGGAGUCAUCCAAGGAGCUUGGAAGGUAUCGACGAAAGGAAGAUCAUAUGCUAGCUUCGAAGGGAUACCAUAUGCGCGACCCCCGAUCGGAAAAUAUAGAUUCAGGGAACCACAACAGCUAAAGCCAUGGACAGGAGUGUGGGACGCCACAAAACCUCUGCCUGCUUGUCUACAAUACAACCCUUUCGAUAUGAAACUUGAUGGUAGCGAGAACUGUUUGUUUGUUAACGUUCACACUCCAAGGCUGCAGCCAGGCGCUAUGUUGCCGGUAAUGGUCUUUAUCCACGGAGGCGCCUUCAUGUACGGAGAAGGGAGCCUCUAUGAAGCCACUAACAUCAUGGACUGGGACAUGGUGGUCGUUACCUUCAACUACAGGCUUGGACCCCUUGGAUUCUUGAGUACGGGUGACGAUGUUAUCCCUGGUAACUACGGAUUGAAAGACCAGUCGUUCGCGCUUCACUGGAUCAAGAACAACAUCAUGAUGUUCGGUGGAAAUCCUGAUAGCAUCACACUCACGGGCGCCUCGGCAGGUGGCGCCAGUGUGCACUACCAUUACUUGUCGCCCAUGUCCAGAGGAACGUUCGCAAGAGGUAUGGUCUUCAGCGGGUCAGCCUUAGCUUCCUGGACACACUCCAUCAAACCGGCAGAGAAAACAAAGACCCUGGCUUCCAUCGUGGGCUGUCCUACAGGCUCCAGCAAAGAUAUCUUGGACUGCCUCAAGAAUCGGCCUGCGGAAGUAAUUGUCAACGCUCAAACAGAUAUGUUCGAGUGGAAAGUAAACUUGUUCACACCAUUCUCUCCGGUUGUGGAGGCGUGGGGAGUACGGGAGCCGUUCCUUCAAUAUUACCCAUACCAUGCCACCAAGAAUGGAAACAUGAUGAAUGUUCCUCUGAUCGCGGCAGUUACUUCUGAGGAGGGAUUGUACCCGGCUGCUAUAUAUCACAGAGAUCCAACUAUUCUACAAGACCUGGAAGCGAACUGGGAUGAGCUGGCUGCUAAUAUAUUUGAAUUCAAUGACACACUUCCCAUAAACCGUCGCGCUGAGGUCGCACAGGCUAUCAAGCAAUAUUAUCUUGGAGGCAAACCAGUCAGUCAAGAGACCUUCCCACAAUUAGUGCAGGCUCUCGGCGACCGGCUGUUUGUGGCUGAUGUUGGCAAAUUAGCGCAAAUACACGCAGCUAAGUCUGGCCAACCAACUUAUUUUUACAGAUACGCUUACCGAGGAACAUUUAGUCUGUCGGACAUAUUUAGCCAAAGCGAAAUUAACUAUGGUGUGAGUCACGGUGACGAUGUAAUAACUAUGUUCAAGUACCCAGAAGUCGAAGUCAAAAGCGCGGAACACGCUGCCAUGGCUGAUGCACUCAUAAACAUGGUCUACAGCUUCUCUACUACCGGUGUUCCAAAACUUACCAAAGGUGGCCCAGAAUGGCUCCCUGUAAGGCCAGGUGCACCCGAGCUCGACUACCUCGACAUUUUAUCUCCAAAUAAUUUAGAGAUGAAAUCAUCCUCUGACUUCGGUCAGAAAUCCUUCUGGGACAGUCAAGGCUUCAACGAGUAUGAAAACUAUCGUAAUUCCGUUAAGGAUGAAUUGUAA
This is a messenger RNA of Arctia plantaginis, 1677 nucleotides long. NCBI's taxonomy places the organism in Eukaryota, Metazoa, Arthropoda, Insecta, Lepidoptera, Erebidae. The record is from the annotation of a GenBank genome assembly.